Molecule: messenger RNA, 2525 nt
Organism: Spodoptera frugiperda (fall armyworm)
Lineage: Eukaryota; Metazoa; Arthropoda; Insecta; Lepidoptera; Noctuidae
Gene: serpin-6
Product: serine protease inhibitor 88Ea
Exons: 8
Coding region: 218-1456 (412 amino acids)
Molecular function (GO): serine-type endopeptidase inhibitor activity
Source: RefSeq, a predicted model, not a curated record
CGGCCCUCAUUCACUCAGUCUGUCUCCGAGUCUCGCUACAGUGCAACGUUACGCUCCGCAUGGUAUUUUAUAUACCAAUGUACCGUGCAUAAAUAUUAUAUUUAUAAAAACUUUGCCACUAUAUUAUUGUGAGACGUCUUAGCAACAAAAUUUAUUAAAAUCGAUUCAAAAUAAUAGUAAAAACUCCGUGCACGUAAAGGACACCGUACGAGGCAAAAUGCUGAAGGUAGCGGCUGUGGGCCUGCUGGUCUUAGCGACCGUCAACAGCCAGUGUUUCUACAAAGAUGACUCUUCCAAGAAACUCGACCCUGAAGCUCGCAUAUCGUUAUACCGAGGGCAGUUGGAGUUCACUCUGAACUUGUUCAACGCCAUUAACAAAGCUGUUCCCGACGACAACAUCUUCUUCUCGCCCUUCUCUGUCUACCACGCGCUGGUGCUCGCCUACUUCUCCUCUGGUGGACAAACUGAGCACUCCUUGAAGGAAUCUCUGCGGAUCGCUGAAAAUAUGGACAAGAUCAACUUGAUGACGGCGUACAAGGUGGACAAGCGGUCGCGAGCUGCCAACAACAACAGCGACAGCUACGAGUUCACGAGCGCCAACAAGCUGUUCACAGACGCCAGCCUGCAAGUCCGCCAGUGCAUGCUGGACCUGUUCGGAGAGGAACUGGAAACUCUGAACUUCCGUGAGAAUCCUGGUGCUGCCCGUUCGUACAUUAAUGACUGGGUUAGUCAGAUAACCAAGAACAACAUCAAGGACCUGAUACCCGAGGACGGCAUCACGCAGGCCACAAAGUUGGUGCUGGCUAAUGCUGCCUACUUCAAAGGAGUGUGGGCUUCCAAGUUCCCUAAAGAGAGGACAAAGAAGGAGGCCUUCUUCGUCUCGGAGACACGUCAGACACUCGUACCGUUCAUGAAGCAGAAGGGAACGUUCCAUUACAUGGUAAGCGACGAGCUCGGUGCCCAGAUCUUGGAACUGCCUUACAAGGGCAAUGACAUCAGCAUGUAUAUCUUACUGCCCCCUUACUCCAUGAAGGAAGGUGUCACCAACAUCAUCGCGAACCUGACCCCGGAGCGCCUGGCCGCUGUCGUCGAGGAAGGCUACAUGGGUCGUGAGGUCAUCGUUGAAAUACCCAAGUUCACCGUAGAGAAGAGCCUGCCUUUAAGAGAUGUGUUGGAAACAUUAGGAGUCGGUGACUUGUUCAAUGCGACCGCUGACUUCACCACGUUGUCGGAACAGCCUGGCAUUCUCUUCGACGAUGCCGUUCACAAGGCGAAGAUACAGACUGACGAAGAAGGUACUGUAGCAGCUGCAGCAACGGCAAUCUUCGGAUUCCGUUCAUCCAGGCCCGCGGAGCCGACUCGAUUCGUGGCCAACUUCCCGUUCGUGUACGUCAUCUACGAACGCCCCACCAACUCCAUUCUCUUCAUGGGCGUCUACAGAGACCCCAAGAAGUAAACCAAAAGAACUGAACAUGUAUCAUAUGUAGAAUUUAAACUUUAUACAUCUUAUUAGCUAUUUUUCUAUAUCAGAUCUGUUUGUACUUACUUAAACACUGACUACUACAUACAUAUUCUUCAAUUUGACCAACGUAUAGAUGCAUUGAAAUCUAUUAGUAGAUUUCUUUCUCUCUCUAUCUCUCUUUUUUGAAGUUUGUAUUACUCACGAAUGACAGAAAGUAAAGGUGUGGAUUGCUAGACUACAUAUUUGAAGUAAGUAAUUAACAACUAAGGUAGUUGAAAUGAAAUGACUUUAUUUUUGUAAAUAUGCUACAAAAGAGCACUUUUACACGUCAAAUUAAAAAAAAAUCUAGAUGAUGUCAGCCUUUCCUAACGGACUACUCUGUGAAGAAAUGCCGAAACAAACUCAGAGGUCAUUGUCUCUUUUGAUGUCCAAGACAAUAUUUGAGGAAAUGAUGUGUGAGGACUGUGCAAGUUCCUUGUGUAGUGGCCUUUUGAGGAAAGAACCGCAGCAGUUUAAGGGGACUCGUUCUGGCUUCACACGGUUCUUGCACUAACAAUAUUGUAUGAAAUUAAAAAUAAAUAAUAUUAUAAUAGUUAUAUUAAAUAAUAGCUUCGCCUAAAAAUUGUUUCUAAUGUAGACAAAUGAAAACUGUUAGAAGCUCAUUGAGAGCCAAUAUUUUGUUCAUAAUCUUUUCAGUGACGAAUCAUGAUAUUGAAAUAUCUACGACAAUAAUAAUAAUUUAUGUAUAAUAUGUUUGUACUAUGUGAUAUCAAAACUAGAGUAAACAUUCAGAUACGUGUCUAUAAGUGACCAGUUUAAUUAUACCUAUCUCAUAAGCUACAGUUAAUCUAGAAUAGUUUUGUAUUUAUUUAUUUUACGCUAAGACAUUCAAAUGCAAGAGAUCUUGAAUAAUAUUGUUAAAUUGUUUCAUUGAAAUUACUUGGGUCUGUUUGUAAAGUAAGACGUAGUUUUAUGUUUUAUAGUGUUUGUAAUAAGGUAACCUAUGCGGAAUGAUUGUGGUUAAGUUUAUUAAACUUAAUAUGUCUACAUGACAUAAUCCAAC